AUGGUGACUCCUGGUAGACCAGCAGAGGCUGGUGGGAGCAUGAUCACUCCUGGUAGACCAGCAGAGACUGGUGGGAGCAUGGUCACUCCUGGUAGACCGGCAGAGACUGGUAGGAGCAUGGUCACUCCUGGGAGACCAGCAGAGACUGGUGGGAGCAUGGUGACUCCUGGUAGACCAGCAGAGACUGGUGGGAGCAUGGUGACUCCUGGUAGACCAGCAGAGACUGGUGGGAGCAUGGUCACUCCUGGUAGACCAGCAGAGACUGGUGGGAGCAUGGUCACUCCUGGUAGACCAGCAGAGACUGGUGGGAGCAUGGUGACUCCUGGUAGACCAGCAGAGACUGGUGGGAGCAUGGUCACUCCUGGUAGACCAGCAGAGACUGUGUCUCUGGCUAGCAGUACCCUGGGUCUAGCAGGUCAGGUUGUUCACACUGAGACGACGGAGGUGAUUCUGGUCAGUGACUCUAUCAUGGGGUUUGGCAUCCAGCUACAGGGGGGGGUGUUUGCCACAGAGACCCUGUCCUCACCCCCGCUCAUCGGCUAUUUGGAUCCAGACAGUCCUGCAGAGAGGUGUGGGAUUGUGCAGAUAGGUGACCGUAUCCUGUCUAUAAACGGGAUCCCUACAGAGGACAGCACCUUGGAAGAGACCAAUCAGCUACUGAGAGACUCCAGCAUCACCAGCAAGGUCUCGCUGGAGAUAGAGUUUGAUGUGGCAGAGUCAGUCAUCCCUAGCAGUGGCACCUUCCAUGUGAAGCUACCAAAGAAGCCUGGGGUGGAGCUGGGGAUCACUAUCAGCUUGGCCAGACUCCGUGUUCCGAUGUUCAGUGGCCAGGGUCCCUGCUCCGUGUUCCGAUGUUCAGUGGCCAGGGGCCAGGCUCCCUGCUCCGUGUUCCGAUGUUCAGUGGCCAGGCUCCGUGUUCCGAUGGUCCGUGGCCAGGCUCCGAGUUCCGAUAUUCAGUGGCCAGGCUCCGUGUUCCGAUGGUCAGGGGCCAGGCUCCGUGUUCCGAUGGUCCGUGGCCAGGCUCCGAGUUCCGAUAUUCAGUGGCCAGGCUCCGUGUUCCGAUGGUCAGGGGCCAGGCUCCGUGUUCCGAUGUUCAGUGACCAGGCUCCGUGUUCCGAUGUUCAGUUGCCAGGCUCCGUGUUCCGAUGUUCAGUGACCAAGCUCCGUGUUCCGAUGUUCAGUGGCCAGGCUCCGUGUUCCGAUGUUCAGUGGCCAGGCUCCCUGCUCCGUGUUCCGAUGUUCAGUGACCAGGCUCCGUGUUCCGAUAUUCAGUGGCCAGGCUCCGUGUUCCGGUGUUCAGUGGCCAGGCUCCGUGUUCCGGUGUUCAGUUGCCAGGCUCCGUGUUCCGAUGUUCAGUUGCCAGGCUCCGUGUUCCGAUGUUCAGUGACCAAGCUCCGUGUUCCGAUGUUCAGUGGCCAGGCUCCGUGUUCCGAUGUUCAGUGGCCAGGCUCCCUGCUCCGUGUUCCGAUGUUCAGUGACCAGGCUCCGUGUUCCGAUUGGCCAGGCUCCCUGCUCCGUGUUCAGUGGCCAGGCUCUGUGUUCCGAUGUUCAGUGACCAAGCUCCGUGUUCCGAUGUUCAGUGGCCAGGCUCCGUGUUCCGAUGUUCAGUGGCCAGGCUCCGUGUUCCGAUGUUCAGUGACCAGGCUCCGUGUUCCGAUGGUCAGUGGCCAGGGUCCUUGUUCGAUGUUCAGUGACCAGGCUCCCUGCUCCGAUGUUCAGUGGCCAGGCUCCGUGUUCCGGUGUUCAGUGGCCAGGCUCCGUGUUCCGGUGUUCAGUGGCCAGGCUCCGUGUUCCGAUGGUCAGUGGCCAGGCUCCCUGCUGGCCAGGCUGUGUUCCGGUGUUCAGUGGCCAGGCUCUGUGUUCCGAUGUUCAGUGGCCAGGCUCCGUGUUCCGGUGUUCAGUGGCCAGGCUCCGUGUUCCGAUGUUCAGUGGCCAGGCUCCGUGUUCCGGUGUUCAGUGGCCAGGCUCCGUGUUCCGAUGUUCAGUGGCCAGGCUCUGUUCCGAUGUUCAGUGGCCAGGCUCCGUGUUCCGGUGUUCAGUGGCCAGGCUCCGUGUUCCGAUGUUCAGUGGCCAGGCUCCGUGUUCCGGUGUUCAGUGGCCAGGCUCCGUGUUCCGGUGUUCAGUGCCAGGCUCCGUGUUCCGGUGUUCAGUGGCCAGGCUCCGUGUUCCGUGGUUCCAGGCUCCCAGCUCCGUGUUCCGAUGUUCAGUGACCAGGCUCCGUGUUCCGGUGUUCAGUGGCCAGGCUCCGUGUUCCGAUGUUCAGGGGCCAGGCUCCUGCUCCGUGUUCUGAUAUUCAGUGGCCAGGCUCCCUGCUCCGUGUUCAGUGGCCAGGCUCCGUGUUCCGAUGUUCAGGGGCCAGGCUCCCUGCUCCGUGUUCCGAUGUUCAGUGGCCAGGGGCCAGGCUCCCUGCUCCGUGUUCCGAUGUUCAGUGGCCAGGGGCCAGGCUCCCUGCUCCGUGUUCCGAUGUUCAGUGGCCAGGCUCCCUGCUCCGUGUUCCGAUGUUCAGUGACCAGGCUCCCUGCUCCGUGUUCCGGUGUUCAGUGGCCAGGCUCCCUGCUCCGUGUUCCGGUGUUCAGUGGCCAGGCUCCCUGCUCUGUGGGUAUUUACCGUAACGAUGACCUGGCUUUCAGGACUGGGACUCUGGAGCUGGGGGACAAGCUGCUGGUCACCUCUAAACCCUGGUCUGUAUGUUCCUCUCCCCAGGACUGGGACUCUGGAGCUGGGGGACAAGCUGCUGGACUGGGACUCUGGAGCUGGGGGACAAGCUGCUGGUCACCUCUAAACCCUGGUCUGUAUGUUCCUCUCCCCAGGACUGGGACUCUGGAGCUGGGGGACAAGCUGCUGGCCAUCGAUAACAUCCGGCUGGACAACUGCUCCAUGGAAGAUGCUGUUCAGAUUCUCCAGCAGUGUGAAGAACUGGUCAAGCUCAAGAUCCGCAAGGACGAGGACAACUCAGACGAACAGGAGCUGUCUGGAUCCAUCAUCUACACGGUGGAGCUGAAGAGAUAUGGAGGUCCGCUGGGGAUCACCAUCUCAGGCACAGAGGAGCCCUUUGACCCCAUCGUCAUCUCCAGCCUCACCAAGGGAGGACUGGCCGAGAGGUGGGACCCCUCGGUGGUGCUGGGUAGAACUGAGACAGGGGACCCUGGGGUGUGGAUAGCUGGCAGACGACAGGGCUGGUCUGGGACAGGGGUGUUUGCGCUCAUGGCCAGUCCCAAGCAGCCGUCGGUGUCUGGUCAUCUCAGUGAUGUGAUGCUGAGUGAUGUGGAGGACGAGGCAGGGUUAGGCGGGCUGGGAAACCAGGCAGAGAGCCAGAAACUUGGGAAGCUCUCUGACCUCUACUCCACCACCAUCCCCUCUGUGGACUCAGCCGUGGAGUCCUGGGACGGCUCGGCCAUAGACACCACCUUCAACACCCAGGCCCCAGGUUUCCAGGCGUCUGGCUACAGCUUCCACAGCCAUGAGUGGAGGAACGCCAAGCCCAGCCAGGGCAGCCUGUCCCCCGUCAGCACCCGCCAGAGACACAACGUCCUGGCAGACCUGGGCCUCAGCGACGACGAAUGGGACAGACCCACCGCCGGCGGAGCUUCUACACUGCCCACCGGUCUAAUCACUGACAGCAGGUUCACUGUGGGUCAUGACGGGACCGAGCCGGACCAGGAAGAGAACUUCUGGUCUCAGGCCCUGGAAGAUCUGGAGACCUGUGGCCAGUCUGGCAUCCUGAGGGAACUGGAGGCCACCAUUAUGUCAGGCAGCAGUCUGAGUCUGAACCAUGACCCUGCUCCUCUGAGGAGCCACCUGGGUCGGCAGGCCAGCUUCCAGGAGCGCAGCGCAGCCCGGCCUCAGUACAACCAGUCCUCGCGCUCCAACACCCUGCCCAGUGACGGGGGACGCAAGGCCUUCGCCAUGAGGAAGAUGAAGCAGGAGAUGAAUGACGUCAUGUCGCCCACACCCGUGGAGCUGCACAAGGUGAGUCUGUCGAAGGAGUCGGACCUUGAAGACUUUGGCUUCAGUGUGUCAGAUGGCCUCCUGGAGAAAGGUGUCUAUGUCAACAACAUCCGCCCAGGUGGACCUGCAGAGGUCGGGGGGCUGAAGUCCUACGACCGGCUGCUACAGAUCAACCACGUGAGGACCAGAGACUUCGACUGCUGUCUGGUGGUCCCUCUGAUCGCAGAGUCAGGAAACAAACUGGACCUGGUGAUCAGCAGGAACCCUGCUUCCUCCAGAACCGGGUCCCAGUCAGAACUCAACCAGCUACCCGCCGAGGAGCCUGUUAUCAACUGGACCGAGCCGGGGGACAGCCUCUCUGGCCCUCCACCCAACCAGAACCACAAUUCCUUGUCCAGGAUGGCUGCUGGAAUCGGGGUGACUGGGAUCGGGGUGGCGCUGGCCGGGAAGGAGUGUGCCUUGAUCAAUGAGCUUUGCUGCAAACAUUACUGCGACCACCGCACCAAAAACAACAAGAACCGACUAGAUUUCCAGCCGAGAGAUAAAGUCUGCUGUACAAAGAACGGCUACGUAUCUGACAGGGACAAGGAAGUGUCUCCUGAAGCAGAGGACUUGGAGAACAGCUACGUAUCUGACAGGGACAAGGAAGUGUCUCCUGAAGCAGAGGACUUGGAGAACAGCUACGUAUCUGACAGGGACAGGACCAAGCAGAGACUUCCUGGUCUGGACGGAGAGGAGAGACUGAGAGGGAACGGGGCCACACAGAGAGACGGAAGUUGUGACAAAAUGAAAAGCAAAGAGAAGAAUAAAGAGCGUCUGUGUAACGGAGAGAUAUUCUUUAUUAAACAUGACGUGACCGAGGAGGAGGCGGGCUCACAGCGGAGCAGGAAGCGGAGGUACUUGACUCUGGAUGACGGUGACGGACGGAUGCUGUGUGUUUCCUUCAGGGAGCUGCAGAGAGAAUGUAAACUGCAACACGCCUGGGCUAGGACCAUACACACCUUCCAGGGGUCGGAGACCGAGACCAUUGUGUACGUGCUGGGUAACGGUAGCGUCCAGACGUGGAAACACGUGUACACGGCUGUGACACGGGGACAGAAGCGUGUAUAUGUCAUAGCCAAGCAGGAGGGCAUGGCCUCGGCCAUCAAGAGACGCAUCAUCCCACGUAACACCCGGCUGGGAACCCUGGUCAAAGAGCUGCUGGUCCAGCCUGGGGCUGAGGGGCAGGACCAACCAGACCAGAACCAACCCCAGCCGGGCACACCUCGCAGGGCAGCCCCAGGCUUCGGGCCUACACAGACCACUCCUCUGGCCUCACAGACACCUAGCUGGUCUCUAAGGACCCCCUACAAAACCCCUAUAGCAGCACCCAGACUCCUCUCUACGCCCAGCCUAGCAGUCCCACUUCAGGCCAAUCCUGUUCACUCUCCGUCGGUCCUACCCAGGAAGCUGUGGAGAAAUGAGCCUCCAACAGCUCCUCAGGCAGAUGCCUCAGACACCUCUCUAAUGGACGACAUCACUUUCAGUCAGGCAUAUACCUGGUCGCCUAUGAACAGCAGCUCUGAGGACCCCUCUCAGGAGCAGCCUGGGUCGUGUGAGGAGGAGGAGGAGGAGGAAGGGAUCGAGAUGGAGGCUAGCAGCAGCGCUGUAGAGGAUGGACACCUGGGGAAGGGUUCACAUUUAGCUGCUCGGUCUGGGGUUGAGAGCACCCCUUCCAAGAGGACGCUCGGUCCUGACAGAGAGAAACAGAAUGUGACUCCUCAUAAACAGGUCAAGGUGGAGCCAUUCGAAUCACCGCUGGGCUGUUCCAGACUGGAGCAGCUCGCCCUCUGCACGCCCAUCUCCCACGGCAAACGGCUUUUCCAAGGUCCACCCUCCGAUCAGGACUGAACGUCUUCUCUCCCUGACCCAUUGAUAUCCUGGUAUAUUUUAUGGCCUGCAUUGAUUUUUUAAUUUUUAAAAAUUUAUUUAACCAGGCAAGUCAGUUAAGAACACAUUCUU
Oncorhynchus gorbuscha (pink salmon) is the source of this 5949-nucleotide messenger RNA. RefSeq lists its product as uncharacterized. The transcript has 24 exons. NCBI's taxonomy places the organism in Eukaryota, Metazoa, Chordata, Actinopteri, Salmoniformes, Salmonidae. Bases 1 to 5838 code for a protein of 1945 amino acids. Gene Ontology annotation, molecular function: nuclear glucocorticoid receptor binding. Gene Ontology annotation, biological process: neurotransmitter receptor transport, endosome to postsynaptic membrane. The record is from RefSeq and is a predicted model, not a curated record.